This is a messenger RNA of Strongylocentrotus purpuratus (purple sea urchin), 1630 nucleotides long. Its product is annotated as ras-related protein Rab-21-like. The record is from RefSeq and is a predicted model, not a curated record. NCBI's taxonomy places the organism in Eukaryota, Metazoa, Echinodermata, Echinoidea, Camarodonta, Strongylocentrotidae. The transcript has 6 exons. Gene Ontology annotation, molecular function: GTP binding; GTPase activity. The coding region runs from base 53 to 670 and encodes 205 amino acids.
UGCUGUCAGUCUCUGGUCCGAUCGUCUACGGAAUAUUAUUGUCGCUGAGAAUAUGCCACAGAAGUCGAUUAAAGUGUGCCUUCUUGGCACUAUCUGCGUAGGGAAAACCAGUAUAACCACACGAUUCGUCAAAGGAGAGUUUGAUGAGAAAUACAUCAGCUCUGUCGGCGCCGCCUUCUUGUCAAGAUUACUCUACUUUCAGAACAUCGAAUAUAGUUUUGCAUUAUGGGAUACGGCGGGGCAAGAAAGGUUUCGUUCACUGGCCCCUCUGACGUACAGGUCUGCAGCCGCCGCACUCAUCGUUUAUGACAUCACAAAUCAGGAUUCCUUCGAUGAGGUGGAUUUCUGGAUCUCAGAGCUGAGGAGCAUGGGUCCUGAGGAAAUCUUGAUUUAUGUGAUUGGGAACAAAGUAGACCUUGAAUCAUUCCGUGUUGUCGACCGUAAAAUGGCAGAGAGUUACGCCCAAACCAAAGGAGUAUUUCACUUUCAUUCCAGCGCAAAGACUGGUGAGGGUGUCGACGAAAUCUUCUAUCAUAUCUGUCAAAUGACAAGAUCAAUACAAGAAAAUAGAUCCAAGAAUCGUCAGAGUACGGUCGAUGUCUCUAACUCUACCAAUUCCGAUGAAAACAGAGAAGGUGAUCGCGGUCGAUGUCGAUGUCAGAGCAAGUGAUCACAUCAGCAAACAUGAUCGCAAAGGCUUUCUAAAAUCAACGUAAAAGCAAUUUCAGUAGCCUUUUACAUCGCCUUUUGAAAUGCGCGAACCUAUUACUUCAACCGAACAUGAUUUCUAUACAGGGAAUACAACAGGAUAUUGAAAUUUCCUUGAGCUAAUUAAUCAAUUUGCUAAGAGCUAUUAUCAGGCUUUAUAAACUCUUUGCAUGCAUCAAGAAAAAAAUCUGAUGUCAUAUGGCUUAAGAUUUACAUGGAAUUAAAACGAAAAAAAAUCAUUGCUAUUAUCCGUAUAUUCAUAUUAGACUUCCUAAACUGACGUUCUGCGAAAUUCUACUCUGGCGACAGUGAUUAUUGAUCCACGCUUAAUAUUCUUCACUAACCGAAUUCUUAAUUUCAAACCAGUCUACCCCUAACAUUAUACGCCAAAGAAUACCCGAAUCAAUUGCUCCAGAAACAUAAUAUCUUUCAACAUUUCUUGCCAAUGAACAGUGCGAUAUAAACUUACUUAUACUGAGAGGGAAAAAAAUGCCCUAAUGUUAAUUAAAAAUUUGGGGAAUAAGAGGAGGAAGGUGGGAGAGAGAGAGAAACAGAGACAGAGAUAGGGGGCAACAUUGUUGUUGUUUUUUCAUCAUCAUUUAUGAGAUUGAUCAUGAAAGCAAUUUGUCUUCUAUGAUUAAGGAGAUGUUUCUCAUAAGAUGCAUAAUCAGAACUGUGGUACUGAAAUAAAAGUUGCAGUGUAUUCAAAUCAUUUUGGCCUGAAAGGGGUCGAAAUUUAGUUAAAAUUCGAUUAAUUUCAUUUGACUUUAUAAGCUAGAACAUGACGCCGUUCAAUAUUAAUGGGUGACUUUAAGUCUGGUAUUUGGUAUUUGGUAUCCAGUAUAAUAUUUAUAGCCGACGUAUGGGCCGGCCUCCGUCUUGUCAAUGCCCUAGAAAUGUCAACAAAUUGGAUGUUCUGAAC